Recurvomyces mirabilis is the source of this 849-nucleotide messenger RNA. RefSeq lists its product as uncharacterized. NCBI's taxonomy places the organism in Eukaryota, Fungi, Ascomycota, Dothideomycetes, Mycosphaerellales, Teratosphaeriaceae. Bases 1 to 849 code for a protein of 282 amino acids. Gene Ontology annotation, cellular component: cytosol. Gene Ontology annotation, molecular function: aldehyde-lyase activity. Gene Ontology annotation, biological process: pentose catabolic process. The transcript is spliced from 2 exons. The record is from RefSeq and is a predicted model, not a curated record.
AUGUCCUCCACCCCUUCCAGCCUCGAAGACCAGAUGGCGCUCCUAGUAACAGCAAACCACAUCCUCCACCAUCACAAAGUCCUCGACGGCUUCGGCCACAUCUCCCUCCGCCACCCGACCAAGAAAACCACUUUCUUCACCACUGGUGUCCCAGCCGCUCUAAUCGACUCUUCGACACCAUACUACGAGAUCAAUAUCUUGGACGGUCAACGAACAGAUGGCGGAUCCAUACCAUCUACGUACUCGGAGCACUAUAUUCAUGCUGCCAUGCUGGCCAAGUAUCCAGAGGUGAAUUCCGUCGUACACAGUCAUGCUCCAGCCGUGUUACCUUUCGCUAUCAGUCCUGAGGUGCCACUCAAAGCCUGUUUGCACACGGCUGCGUUUCUGGGACCCAAGGUUCCGAUCUGGGAUAUCAGCGACGCCUACACGACGCAGGAGACCAAAGCGAGACAUCUACUAGUCAACGACUACUCGCUCGGAGCAUCGCUGGCCGAAGCGACGAACAAGACGGCCGGUCCGUUGGCUUUUCACAAAGUAGUCGUCCAGCGCGGUCACGGCUUCACUUGCGUGGGUGAUAGUAUAGAGGAAGCAGUUUAUAAUGCUAUCUACACCGAAACCUCGAGCAUUUCUGGCUCAACACUGUCGCUGGGCGCGGAGACUGCUUUCUCGACCAUCGAGAACGCUUUGGUGCAGUCCUCCGCACAUCAAUUACAUGGCGAUGGUGGUGGGAAGGUGCAAGGGCUUAGCGAAGCUGAGAUAGCGGCUUGUGCGCCUAUGGAUCGGCAUUGUAUUGGUAAGGUGUGGCCUUUGUGGGUGAAGGAAGUUGAGAAGGCUGAGUUCUGGAGGUAA